GCGCGCUGUUCAGUUUAAUGAUAAGAAAAUUUGUUUGUUUGUUUUGAAAAUCUUAUCAGCUUCUAAGUUUAUUAUGCAUGUUUAAAUUUUUUUUAAGUGCUUCUUGAAAAACUUUGUGUUUUUCUUGAAGUUUUCAAAGAUGCGUUCUGAGCAAACAGAUGUGCCCAUAAAAAAUUUGUUGAAACAAGUAUAUGCCGCUCAUACAGCUAAAGUAAAAUGUUUGGAAGAUGAAAUUGAAGAACUGAAAAAUAAAUUGUUUGAAGCUGAAAAAAAACUGAUCGAACGUAAUUCUGAUUGUAAAAGAUGUGCAGAGUUAGAAGAAGCUUUUACAAGUUGCAAAGCAGCUCUUGAAGAACAAACUAAAUGGUUUGAAAAUUUUGGUCAGAAAUUUUCAAUAUUCAACAGCUCAGAAAAUAAAAUAAGUUCAAAGACCUCCAAAUUACAGGAUGAUAUUAUGCAAAUACAUAAUGAAAGUUCUUUUGGUUCUGAUAUACCACAAUCGAAUGAGACUAAUGAAAAAUCAUCAAUUACAAAAAAGAAUUUUUUGAAAAAUCUUCUGAACUUAACCCCUGAUAAAGAUUCAUUAGAUUUAUGCACAGUGCAAUUUCCUGGUAAUUUAGGUCCCAGUUGCUCUUCAUUAAAUUUUGAUUCUGUGAUACUAGCACCAGAUACAGCAGAUAUCACACUCGAUGCUCAAAAUAAUGUUUUUAAACAAUCUGUCGAUAAGCGAAAAAUAUUGAAAAGCUCUGAGCAAUUAAGUGAUGCUACAGAUAAAUCAAAUGUACAAAGACAAAAAUCGAGUAAAAAAAGAACAUGCAGUAAUUCUUCAGAAUCGGAAACAAGUCCUAAUAAAAAACUUAGUAAAGGUAUAGGAAGUGAUUUUCCUAAUGAGAUGAAGACUUUGGCAAAGGAAAUAGUAAAGAAAAAGGAAUCAAUUGUAGAAGAGAAUAUUAAAUCAGAUCUUGCAAAAAAUUCAAAUGUAAAGUUACUAAAUGAUAAGACUAUUGACAUUUUUGAUCUUAAAGCAAGCAAAAAUAAUGCUCCUGUUUGUGCUGACAACAACAAAGAGCAAGUUGUUUCAAUAUUUCAUUCAGAAAUCAGCAAAGACAUUAACAUUGAAGAUUCAGUUAAAAUUUCAAAUACUGAGAAAGAUAAAAGUUGUCGGACCAAGUUGGAACAUAUGAACAGCAAGGAUAGCAUGUACCAAGUGUCUCCAUCUUUAUUACCUCUUAAUAAGAAAAAUGAAAAGGCUAUUUUACAAAACCCACAGCUGUUAGCUGAAGAUAUAAAUGACUUUCAGGUUUCAGCUAUAAAUAAGAAUCCUCCAGAAAUGGAAGAUGCUUGGAAAAUUUGUGAUAAGAAGAAAAUAAAAAAGGGACCAUGCAUUAAAAAUAUCAAGGUGACAUCAAAAUUUAAAAUGAGUCUUGAUGCUUUACCUCCAAAUUAUAAGAAACCUAAUCUUCGCCAAACUAAGCUAUCAAAAAGCAUUUUCAAGCCUAAAAAUUCUACUCCUGACAAUGAUUUAUCAAAUGCAAGAAAAAAGAUUCUUAGUGAUUCUAGUAAUAGUUCUGCUGAUUCAUCUAAAAAAAAUUCUCCUGUAAAUAAAAGUAAAAAGACAAAUACAAUAGAUUUUGAUGCAACUUGUAUUCCAGAGAAUUAUAAAUAUAAUGCAGAAAGUUGUGAGGAUGAUGAUGAUGAUGACGAAAGUAUUCUAUUAAUACAAGAUGAAUCUUCAGAUGAAAGUUUCCAUUCACCAGUUGUUUCUCCCAAAACUAAAGCUAAAAGUAUAUCAAAAGAGGAUGCUUCCAAGGAAAAUAAGAAGAAAGAUAAUUUUCUACUUAGUAAAAACCAAGCUGAUAAUGAACAUCUGAGCAGUUUUGACAGAUUACCAAAAAGAGAGGAACCAAAUUACAAAUAUAAAGAGGAAACUGUUCGGAAAAAAUCAGAGAGAAAACAACUAACUGGAUUUGAGUGCAAAGAAUGUGAGAAGUAUUUUUCUGAUCUUGGACUAUCAGAGGAAGAAAAACGAGAGCGCUUGAAUAAAUGUUCUCGGCAUCGUGCAAAGUUUCCUCCACCAGCUACACCAGAGCACUUUUGGGAAUUGGACUUUCCUGACACACAAGAAUGCAAAGCACGAGGAUAUCUUAAUGAAACUCAAAAAGUAACACUGAAAUCUUAUAGGCGACGGCCUUUGUAAGUUAACAGUUCACCUAAAUGACUUCAGUAUUUUGUGAUAUUACUGAAAAUCUUUGUAAAAAAUACUCAUUUAUGUAUAAUUGUAUAUAUUCUUUAAUAGAUCAUGAAAUGAUUCAGUUUGUGUAAAUUAAUAUAUAUUUGCUGUAUAAAAUUUUGCAUUCACAAAUUGAUUUUAAAAUCAGUCAUAAAUCCGUAUUAUGUACAACCAUUUAAUCGUUAUCUUUUGUAAAUCCAUCUAUGGUUACAUGCAAAUUUUGCUGCAAAAAAAAAAAAAAAAAAAAAUGUUUUACUGCA
Molecule: messenger RNA, 2490 nt
Organism: Argiope bruennichi
Lineage: Eukaryota; Metazoa; Arthropoda; Arachnida; Araneae; Araneidae
Exons: 10
Coding region: 140-2197 (685 amino acids)
Biological process (GO): DNA double-strand break processing involved in repair via single-strand annealing; double-strand break repair via homologous recombination
Cellular component (GO): site of double-strand break
Molecular function (GO): flap-structured DNA binding; damaged DNA binding; double-strand/single-strand DNA junction binding
Source: RefSeq, a predicted model, not a curated record